CGCCCACGAGGCGGAGCGGCAGCGGGAGCGCGAGCGGCGGGCGCGGGCGCGCGCGGAGGAGCUGCGCCGGCUGGCGGCGGGCGCGGGGGGGCAGGAUCAGCAGGAGGAGGCAAAGACUGUGAUGGCCUCGCUGGAGCAGAGCCUCGCUGCCCAGGAGAAGCUGCAGCAGGACGUGCUUCGGCUGACGUCCGAGGCAGAGGAGGCCAGGAACCGAGCGGCUUCGUUGGAGCAGAAAGUUGCAGCCCAGCAGCAGCUGCAGCAGGACGCGGCGCGAUUCGCGUCCGAGGCAGAGGACGCCCGGAGCCGAGCGGCGUCAUUGGAGCAGAGCCUGGCGGUCCAGGAGCAGCUGCAGCAGGAGUUGCUUCGGCUUACGACCGAGGCAGAGGAGGCCAAGCGCCUUGUGGCAUCUCUGGAGCAGAGCUCGGCGGCCCACGAGCAGCUGAAGCAGGAGGUGCUGCGGCUGACGUCCGAGGCAGACGAAGCCAGGACGCGAUCGGAUGCGCUAGAGCAGAAACUGUGGGCCCAGGAGCAUCUGCAGCAUGACGUGGCGCGACUCACUUCUGAGGCAGAGGAGGCCCGGGGCAGAGCGACCUCACUGGAGGCCGAAGUCGCCGCCAAAGAGCAGCUGCAGCAGGACGUGGCGCGACUCGCCUCUGAGGCAGAGGAGGCCCGGGGCCGAGCGGCCUCCCUUGAGGCCGAAGUCGCCGCCAAAGAGCAGCUGCAGCAGGACGUGGCGCGACUCGCCUCUGAGGCAGAGGAGGCCCGGGGCCGAGCGGCCUCACUGGAGGCCGAAGUCGCCGCCAAAGAGCAGCUGCAGCAGGACGUGGAGCGGCUGACCUCUGAGGCAGAGGAGGCCCGGGGCCGAGCGGCCUCCCUAGCCGCCGCCAAAGAGCAGCUGCAGCAGGACGUGGCGCGGCUCGCCUCUGAGGCAGAGGAGGCCCGGGGCCGAGCGGCCUCCCUUGAGGCCGAAGUCGCCGCCAAAGAGCAGCUGCAGCAGGACGUGGCGCGGCUCGCCUCUGAGGCAGAGGAGGCCCGGGGCCGAGCGGCCUCACUGGAGGAGAGCAUGGCGGUCCAGGAGAAGCUGCGGCAGGACGUGGUUCGGCUGAGCUCCGAGGCGGAGGAGGCCAAGACCCUGGCGGCCUCACUGGCGCAGAGCCUGGCGGCCCAGGAGCUGCUGCAGCAGGACGUCGUGAAGCUCGCGUCCGAGGCAGAGGAGGCCAAGGGCCGGGCGGCCUCGCUGGAGCACAGCCUGGCGGCCCAGGAGCUGCUGCAGCAGGACGUUGUACGCCUCACGUCCGAGGCAGAGGAGGCCAAGGGCCGUGCGGCCUCGCUGGAGGCGGAAGUCGCGGCCAAGGCGCAGCUGCAGCAGGACGUGGCGCGGCUCACUGCAGAAGCACGGGAGGCCAAGGGCCGAGCGGCCUCCUUGGAGCAGAGCCUGGCCGCCCAGGCGAAGCUGCAGCACGACAUGGUGCGUCUCACUGCCGAGGCAGAGGAGGCCAGGGCCCGAGCGGCCUCGCUGGAGGCCGAAGUGGCUGAGAGGGGGCAGCUGCAGCAGGCCGUGGCGCGGCUCACGUCCGAGGCAGACGAGGCCCGGAGCCGAGCGGCCUCACUGGCAGAGAGCCUGGCGGCGCAGGAGAAGCUGCAGCAGGACAUGGAGCGGCUGACCUCCGAGGCAGAGGAGGCCAAGGGCCGAGCGGCCUCCUUGGAGCAGAGCCUGGCGGCCCAGGCGCUGCUACAGCAAGACGUGCUGCGGCUCACUGCCGAGGCAGAGGAGGCCAGAGGCCAUGCGGCCUCGCUGGAGCAGAGCUUGCAGCGGAGCUCUGCGACGCAGGAGCAGCUGCAGCAGGAGGUUACAGAGCUCACGUCCGAGGCAGAGCUGGCCAGGGCGCGAGCGGACUCCCUCGAGCAGAACGUGGCUGCCCAGGAGCAGCUGCAGCAGGAGGUGCUGCGCCUCACUGCUGAGGCAGAGGCGGCCAGGGCCCGGGAGGCCUCGCUCGAGGCGGAGGCCGCGGCCAACGCGCAGCUGCAGCAGGACGUGGCGCGGCUCGCCUCCGAGGCGCGGGAGGCCGAGGGCCGAGCGGCCGCGCUGGAGCAGAGCCUGGCGGCCCAGGAGCUGCUGCAGCGGGACGUGGCGCGGCUGACCGCCGAGGCGGAGGAGGCCCGGGGCCGCGCGGCCUCGCUCGAGGAGCGCGCGUCGGCCCAGGAGCAGCUGCACCAGGAGGUGGCGCGGCUCACCGCGGCGGCGGAGGAGGCCCGGGGCCGAGCGGCCGCGCUGGAGCGGAGCCUGGCGGCCCAGGAGCUGCUGCAGCAGGACGUGGAGCGUCUCACUGCCGAGGCGGAGGAGGCCCGGGGCCGCGCGGCCGCGCUGGAGCAGAGCCUGGAGCAGGCGCGGCAGGAGGCGCUGCGGCUCGCCUCGGAGGCGGAGGAGGCCCGGGGCUGGGCGGGCUCGCUGGAGCAGAAGCUGGCGGCCCAGGCCGAGGCGUCCGAGGCGCAGCGCGGCGCGCCAGCUGCCGGCGCCGCCCGCGCAGGGGAGGCCACGGAGCUGCUGGCCCGCGGCGCCGACGCGGAGAGCUCGCAGCAGGAGAUCUCCCGCCUGACGGCCGAGGCCGAGGAGGCGCGGGCCCGCGCCUCCGUUCUGGAGGCCGAGGCCGCCGACAGGGAGAGGCUGCAGCAGGAGCUGUCCAGGCUGGCGGCCGAGGCCGAGGAGUCGCGGGCGCGCGCCUCGUCUCUGGAGGCCGAAUGCGCCGACAGGGAGCGGCUGCAGAAUGAGCUGUCCAGGGUGAGGGCCGAGGCCGAGGAGUCGCGGGCCGACAAGGAGGUGCUGCAACAGGAGGUGUCUAGGCUGAAGACCGAGGCCGAGGAGUCGCGGGCGCACUCGUCGUCUCUGGAGACCGAUGGUGCCGACAGAGAGAGGCUGCAGGAGGAGCUGUCCAGGGCGAGGGCCGAGGCCGAGGAGUCGCGGGCCGACAAGGAGGGGCUGCAACAGGAGGUGUCUAGGCUGAGGGCCGAGGCCGAGGAGUCACGGGCGCGCGCGUCGUCUCUGGAGGCCGAUGGUGCCGACAGGGAGAGGCUGCAGGAGGAGCUGUCCAGGGUGAGGGCCGAGGCCGAGGAGUCUCGGGGCGACAAGGAGGGGCUGCAACAGGAGGUGUCUAGGCUGAGAGCCGAGGCCGAGGAGUCGAUGACGCGCAUGGCAGCGGUGGAGUCCGAGGCUUCCGAGAAGGAGAGAAUGCAGCAGGAGGUCUCUAGAUUGACGGUCGUGGUGGAGGAGUUGCGGGCGCGCACCUCCGCGUCGGAGGCCGAGAUUGUAGAAGCAGAGAGGUUGCAGCAAGAGAUCAUUCGAUUGGCGGCCGAAUCUGAGGAGUCGCGGGCACGCGUCUCCGUCUUGGAGGCGGAGGUCUCCGAGAAUGAGCGCCUGCAGCAGGAGAUCUCCAGGCUGACGGCCGAGGUCGAGGAGUCGCGUGCACGCGCCUCCGCUCCCGAGGAGCGGCCGCCGCGGGGGCCGGCCACGGCGGCCGGGCCCGAGGGGCCGGCGCCCCCCGCCGAGGCCGAGGCCGAGGCCACCGACGCGGAGGGACGGCGGCCGAGG
Prorocentrum cordatum is the source of this 3586-nucleotide messenger RNA. The record is from the annotation of a GenBank genome assembly. NCBI's taxonomy places the organism in Eukaryota, Dinophyceae, Prorocentrales, Prorocentraceae.